AUGCUUAACGACUCUUGGUUUCUUUUUUUCCCCUUUUCCCCCCUUUUUUCCCUCUCCCAGGACAACGCCAGCAAGAAAUAUAGUCAACUCAGUUUCUCAUACAAUAGCAAACAAAUCAAUACACUAGAUACGUGCACCAAUGCCAAGAUCUUGUUCCAGAGCUGCAGAACAUUUGUUUGCUCUUUCUCCAUUGCGGAGAAACCAAGGUAG
Molecule: messenger RNA, 210 nt
Organism: Pyricularia oryzae 70-15
Lineage: Eukaryota; Fungi; Ascomycota; Sordariomycetes; Magnaporthales; Pyriculariaceae
Exons: 2
Coding region: 1-210 (69 amino acids)
Source: RefSeq, a predicted model, not a curated record